Molecule: messenger RNA, 1428 nt
Organism: Trematosphaeria pertusa
Lineage: Eukaryota; Fungi; Ascomycota; Dothideomycetes; Pleosporales; Trematosphaeriaceae
Product: beta-lactamase/transpeptidase-like protein
Exons: 4
Coding region: 79-1305 (408 amino acids)
Source: RefSeq, a predicted model, not a curated record
GCUAGGGAAGGCUAAUCCCCACUUGCAGCAUCCGUGGGUCUGCGAGCUCGAGCUAUUAGUAGCUUGCGCACCACAACAAUGCCGCUCUCUCCAGAAUCCACAAAGAAAUUGCAACAGACAGUCGAAGCCGCGUGCGCGAACCCCACGAACGACAUUCCAGGACUGAGCGUCGUCGUCGUAGAUAAAGAUGGAAAGGAGCUGUUCGCGCACGCUGCUGGGAAGCGCGGGGUUAGCAGCUCUGAGCCGAUGGGGCUAGGAAACGUAUUCUGGAUCGCUUCGUGCACAAAGAUGGUCGCUGGAAUUGCCUGCAUGCAACUUGUCGAGCAGGGUAAGCUUCAUCUGGAUGAUGGGGAUGAGCUGGAGCGGCUCUGUCCCGAGUUGAAGAGCAUCAAGGUGCUGCAGAAGGAUGGAACACUGGUAGAAAAGAAUAAGAAGAUCACGCUAAGGAUGCUUUUGACUCACACGGCUGGCUUCGGCUACACCUUCUUCAACGACAGACUCCGCGACUUCUCGGCGCCCAUUGGGUUCGACGAAUUCUCCGGGCACAUCAAAGACAUGAUGCAGCCGUUGGUCCACCAGCCGGGCGCAGGAUGGGAAUACGGGGUAAACAUUGACUUCGCUGGGCUGGCGCUGCAGAGAGCAACCGGCAUGUCACUCAAUGAUUACAUGCACAAGAAUAUAUUCCAGCCGCUCGGUUUGAAGAACAUCUCGAUGUUCCCGACAGAAAGCAUGAAGCAGAAGCUGGCGCACAUGCACCAGCGAAAGGCCGACGGCUCAUUGAUCCCGCGAGACCAUUUACUGAGGAAGCCGUUGGUGGUUGAGGCUUCUGAGGCCUCAGAUGUUUUCAACAGCGGAGGGGCAGGAUGCUUUUCAACCCCCUCGGAUUAUUGCCAAAUAAUCGCAACCCUUUUGAACGACGGCACGUCCCCAACUACUGGCGCCCGAAUUCUCUCUAAAGCCACCGUCGACGAGAUGUUCACCAACCAAAUCCCGGAAUUCCCCGACUUCGCGCGGCAGGGCAUCCCAGACGCAAAGCCCGACCUGACGAACCCCAUUCCACAGAUAUAUCCUGUACCGGGCGACCCUCCGCAGGGCUGGGGUCUGACAUUCAUGCUCAGCAAUGGUGGUAUAACGGGGCGGUCCAAAAGCACUGGCUUCUGGGCGGGCCUUCCGAACUGUUGGUGGUGGUGUGAUCGAGAGAAAGGCGUUGGCGGGUUGGUUUGCAGCCAGAUUUUGCCAUUCGCCGAUGCGAAGGUGCUGGGCGCGUGGUUUGAUAUUGAGGCGCAAAUUUAUAAGGCUCUGUGAUUCUCUACGGUUUGAUUUGGGAGUUUCUUAUUGGUCGAUUUUUUCACUCUGCUAUCCAGGCUCCUUCUAAUGGAGUAACGCUGGCAGACACGCAGGACGGGCUGUAGAGAGUGGAGAAGUACG